Messenger RNA from Arabidopsis thaliana (thale cress), 2009 nucleotides. RefSeq names its product E1 C-terminal related 1 (gene ECR1). Lineage: Eukaryota; Viridiplantae; Streptophyta; Magnoliopsida; Brassicales; Brassicaceae. Gene Ontology annotation, molecular function: NEDD8 activating enzyme activity; ubiquitin-like modifier activating enzyme activity. Gene Ontology annotation, cellular component: nucleus. The transcript has 8 exons. Gene Ontology annotation, biological process: protein neddylation. The record is from RefSeq and is marked reviewed. Bases 128 to 1342 code for a protein of 404 amino acids.
AGGGUCGGCUCAAAGAGAGAAGCCAAUACAAGUUUCGGAGCUCUGUGGCAGUGUAUCGGCUUUGCGUCUUUUGAGCUCUCUCCGCCGUGAUCAAUCUCCGUGAAUCGCCGCCACUCUCUCGGUUUCAAUGGCUGAUCUCGAUGUUCCUCCUCAAGUUCCUCAAAGUAAAACUAGAGACCUUGACAAGCUUCUUCUCCGUCAUGGGAAUCUCGUUGACCCCGGCUUCGUACCCGGACCCGGCCUGAGGGAUGACAUAAGGGAUUAUGUGAGAAUCUUGGUGAUUGGUGCGGGUGGGUUGGGUUGUGAGCUUCUCAAGGAUUUAGCUCUUUCUGGUUUUCGUAAUCUCGAAGUGAUUGAUAUGGACCGUAUUGAGGUUACUAAUCUCAAUCGCCAGUUCCUGUUCAGGAUUGAAGAUGUAGGAAAGCCUAAGGCAGAGGUAGCAGCAAAGCGUGUAAUGGAGAGAGUGAGUGGAGUAGAGAUUGUGCCGCAUUUUUCACGUAUAGAAGACAAAGAGAUUGAGUUUUAUAACGAUUUUAAUAUCAUUGCUCUUGGUCUUGAUUCUAUCGAAGCUCGCAAAUACAUCAAUGGGGUAGCUUGUGGGUUUCUUGAGUAUAAUGAAGAUGAUACUCCGAAAAGAGAAACGAUCAAGCCAAUGGUAGAUGGGGGAACUGAAGGUUUCAAGGGUCAUGCUAGAGUUAUCUUGCCUGGAGUUACACCCUGUUUUGAGUGCACUAUUUAUCUUUUCCCACCUCAAGUGAAGUUUCCGUUGUGCACUCUUGCAGAAACCCCUAGGAAUGCAGCUCAUUGCAUUGAAUAUGCUCAUCUUAUUCAGUGGGAAACGGUUCAUCGUGGGAAAACCUUUGAUCCUGAUGAACCAGAACAUAUGAAGUGGGUUUAUGAUGAGGCUAUCAGGAGAGCUGAGCUUUUUGGAAUUCCAGGUGUCACAUACUCUCUCACACAAGGUGUGGUUAAAAACAUAAUACCGGCGAUUGCUUCCACCAAUGCGAUAAUAUCUGCAGCUUGUGCACUUGAAACCUUGAAGAUUGUGUCUGCAUGCAGCAAAACACUUGUAAAUUAUUUGACGUAUAACGGUGGAGAGGGUCUUUACACUGAAGUGACAAAGUUCGAGAGGGACACCGAAUGUCUUGUAUGUGGUCCGGGCAUUCUGAUUGAGCUGGACACCUCAGUCACUUUAUCAAAGGUCCUUCCUCUCGCAUUAUCAUCUCAUUGUCUUUUUUAUACCACGAUUAUCUUGAUUUUCAUACUCACGUAUUGCUUCAUUCAUGCUAAAUUAUCUUCUCUAUUACUAUCUCCUCGCUUUUCCAGGCUUGGUUUUAGCUAAAUCUCAAUUUACUCGUGCUUUGUUUGUCCAUGUAAAUCUGCGUCUCAAUUCUUUACCAUUUAUUUGUUCAUGUUUUGUUUUUCUUUGUCCUAGUUCAUUGAGAUGCUUGAAGAUCACCCGAAGCUUCUAUUGUCAAAAGCAAGUGUUAAACAGGGGGAAAACACUCUCUACAUGCAGGCACCUCCGGUUCUAGAAGAGUUUCACAGACCAAAGCUAAGCAAGCCGCUUUAUGACCUCAUGGGAAGAGUCCAGAAGGACACUAUCCACGUGUUUGGACAAAGAGCCCUCAAGAACAAUGAGAAAGAGUCGUGCACAACGAAGGUAAGAGUUGUAUUCAAAGGAGCCGAUGGUGUUGCAGACAUGGAUACAGCCAUUGGAGCAUGAAAACCGACAGAGAAACCCUUUGAUUGCAGCUUUUAGAUCCAUUGAGAUAAUUGGGCAGCUUGACUAGUCCAGUUCUUAUUUUUUGUACCUUUUUUGUUUGUAUGUCGUUUAAUAGCUGUGACUGCAGAAUUUUACUGCUUGGGGAACAAAAAAUGACUCCAAACAGUGAGUUUAUAUGAUUAUUCUUAAUCUCGGAUUGUUCUUAAUCUCAAAGAUGUGUCUUGAGAUUGUUUUCUUAACAGUUCAUAUGAUCAGGAUUCUACCUGCGAUUUCAGAUACAAGC